Molecule: messenger RNA, 633 nt
Organism: Histoplasma capsulatum G186AR
Lineage: Eukaryota; Fungi; Ascomycota; Eurotiomycetes; Onygenales; Ajellomycetaceae
Product: thermoresistant gluconokinase
Exons: 2
Coding region: 1-633 (210 amino acids)
Cellular component (GO): cytoplasm
Molecular function (GO): gluconokinase activity
Source: RefSeq, a predicted model, not a curated record
AUGAGAACACAAAACCACGAUUUACAGCACAUUUGGAUCAUCACAGGCCCUGCAGGCUGUGGGAAAACGACAGUCGCCAAAAGCUUGAGUAAGAAGCUGCAAGUGGAAUAUAUUGAAGGUGACGACGUCAGUAACUACAACCUCUUCUUCCCUAGUCUCACCACCUCAAGGAUGUCGCUUCACAGCAUAUGCCUGAAGUACCACCCAGAAAGCAACAAGCAGAAGAUGAGAAAUAACAUCCCGCUGGACGAUGGGGACCGGUGGGACUGGCUAAUCGCACUGCGCGACGCCGCUAUAGAGUCGCUUCAACGACGCUCAGCCGUCGUGGUGACAUGUUCCGCGUUAAAGAGGAAGUAUCGUGACGUCAUGCGGGUCGCAGCCUACAACCACCCCACGGUCCAAAUCCACUUUAUCUACCUCGACGCCGAAGAGGACGUGCUUGUCCGGCGAGUUACGGCGCGGAAGGGUCAUUACAUGCCGCCUACGAUGGUCCAUUCACAGUUCCAAGCUCUGGAAAAACCAGUGUCGGGCUCCGAGGGGGAUGCGAUAACCGUGUCGUGCGACGCCAAGCCGAAUGUGGUGCAGGAUCGUGUGAAUCGCGAGGUAGAUCGAAUUAUGGAGCAAUAUAAGUAA